Molecule: messenger RNA, 2488 nt
Organism: Alligator mississippiensis (American alligator)
Lineage: Eukaryota; Metazoa; Chordata; Crocodylia; Alligatoridae
Gene: SLC25A39
Product: solute carrier family 25 member 39
Exons: 12
Coding region: 97-1197 (366 amino acids)
Biological process (GO): mitochondrial transmembrane transport
Source: RefSeq, a predicted model, not a curated record
UGCCGGCGGUGCGGAAGCGGCGCUGCGGCCCGCUCUCCCACGUGUCCGCGGCGCAGCGGCAAGGCAGGGGCCGGCGCCGGGCUCCUGGCACCGCGCAUGGGGCUCCUUAAAGGCGCAGGUAGCAUGAUGGCUGAGAACCCGUCAGUGAGCCUUGGCAGGGGCAUCACACCCUUACAGCAGAUGCUGGCGUCUGGGACUGGGGCCCUCCUCACAUCUCUCUUUGUGACCCCCCUGGACGUGGUGAAGAUCCGAUUGCAAGCCCAAAGGACACCCUUCUCCAAAGUGUUGUCAGUAGAGUCUGGGCCAUGGAGUGUUCACCAGUCCAAAUGGAAAUGCUUCCUUUACUGCAAUGGGCUCAUGGACCAUCUCUACGUGUGCCAGAAUGGUAACAGCUGCAUGGCCUGGUACAAGGCCCCCACCCGCUUCACUGGCACCCUGGAUGCCUUUGUGAAGAUCACACGCUACGAGGGCAUCAGGUCUUUAUGGAGUGGCCUGCCUCCCACGCUGGUGAUGGCAGUACCUGCCACUGUGAUCUACUUCACCACCUAUGACCAGCUGCGGGAUUACCUGCACUCCCUGAUGGGCAACCAGGGGCACCACAUUCCUCUGGUGGCUGGCGCUCUUUCCAGGCUGGGCGCUGUGACGGUGAUCAGCCCCUUGGAGCUGAUUCGGACCAAGAUGCAGUCCCGACAGCUGAGUUACCGUGAGCUGUGCAUCUGUAUCCAGUCAGCAGUUGCCCAGGAUGGCUGGCUGUCUCUCUGGAGAGGCUGGGGGCCUACAGUCUUGCGGGAUGUUCCUUUCUCAGCUCUCUACUGGUUUAACUAUGAGCUGGUGAAGGAAUGGCUCUGCAACCGGUCCCAACUUGACAAAGCCACUUUCAUGAUCAGCUUCACCUCUGGGGCUGUUUCUGGGACUGUGGCUGCAGUGCUGACGCUGCCCUUUGAUGUGGUGAAGACCCAGCGGCAGAUUGAGCUGGGAGAUGCAGAGAAGCUCAGAGUGGCUGCCUCCAAGUCCUCCUCCACCUUUCUGCUUAUGAGGAGGAUUCAAGCUGAGUCUGGUAUCCGUGGGCUUUUUGCAGGCUUCCUGCCCCGUGUCGUCAAAGUGGCUCCUGCCUGCGCCAUAAUGAUCAGCACGUAUGAGUUUGGCAAGACCUUCUUCCAGAAGCUGAACCAGGAGCAGCAGCUCAGCAGCCUGUGAGCACCCAGGCUGAGGCAGCACCUGGGCACAGCCCCCAUGGCACAACCUCUCAACAGCCUGCUCUGUGCUGUGGGGGCAGGCACAGUGGCCUGUGCCUCUCUGAGGCAGGAGGGGGCGUACCUUGAGGGCCAGCAGGUGGGAAGGCACAGCAUAGAUGGGGCUGCUGGCUCCUGGGCCUUUCAGUUCCUCUUGGUUGUUGCUAGGGGUAGUUCUCUCUCACUGCAUAGUGCCUGGUGUGACCUCCCUCCCAGCCAGGACUCCCCAUCCCAGGCACUCUGCACUGGGAUAUGUCAAGUCCAAGUGCCUUUUGGCCUCAUUCUGCCCUCAUGCUUUGCUUGAGAGGUUUUCCUCUUUGCCUCCCUUGGGGGUGGGCUGGAGGCCAUGUACUAGCAGUAUAGGGCACUUGAUGUUUUCCAGGCCUAGAGCCGGUAAGAUUGCCAUUUGCCUCUGGCAUAUACCUUUCUGCCCUGCCUGUCCCCUCCCCUUGCCCUCACCUCCUCCUGGUUGGCCUGCAUGCUGGUUAGGCCACUUGAAGCUGCCUUCACUUGCUGUGAUAGCACAAGGCCAUCCUGCUCCAGCCAGCUCCACUUGUUGUGUCCCCUGGAUGGGGCAGGACAAAGCUGCUCUGGGAGAAGUGGACUCAUUAGCUGCUGAAAGCUGCCUCCCUGCCCAGCUGGGGGUGGCCUAACCACACAUGUUUUGGGCAGGGGCUCCUUCCUGGCAGGGCAUGGACUGCUGCCAGGGUUGCCUGCUUUGCCAUGGACCAAGGGCCUUUUGUGUACAAAGACUUUAAAGCAACAAGGGCAUAGCAGCCAGGAGAUGGCUAUGCCUGUGACUCAUGGGAUCUGUAUCAAACACUGGGUUUGGCCCUCACCUUGGGAUGAAACCCAUUUCAUGUCCUGUACGCACAGCCCCUUUCCCUAUCUUCACUCUACGCUUGCUUCUGUUGCUGCCCCAUCCUUCCAGGAUGGAAACAUCACAUUACACGUGACAGCCCCCUCCUGGGCUCCAGGCCAGUCUCCUCUGCACGUAACACAACAGCUUCUUCCACUCAGGAUUUCCUCAACCCUGUCUGCCCCACUGCUGUAUAGGGGACUGCUGUAAUGGAUACUACAGGUGUGGUACGCCUAAGAAUAAUAGACCUCAGCCCACCCUGGAACAGCUCUAGGGCCGGUAGCUGGACUAGUAGCCACUUUCCUUCCCACUGCUCAUGCCUGGCGUGCAGGGGCACUUGGAGGGUGGGGGAGUUUGCUCUUAUUUUCUUAAAUAAAUUUUUAUUUGGGAUUUAGAA